AUGACUACACUUUCAAGUUCAUUUUGUCGUCGUUGCUGCAUUAUCAAAGAUCAUAUUGAUAAAAAGCUGAUUCGUUGCAAUGUACCGAUCAUUCCUGAUGAUACAGUUGUUGAUUUGCAUAAACUUCCCUUGUCAGAGAAAUUGGUCCCGAAAGCUAGAUGUAAGACAAAUACCGAUAACUCAGAUUUGAAGCCGAAAAAACAGCGUUUAAUGAAGACAUUUCGUGAAAAAAUGAAGCAUAAAUCGGUUAGAAGUGAAGGAGAAUCAUCGAAAUCCGUCCGAUCACCGAGCAAAGUGUAG
Molecule: messenger RNA, 300 nt
Organism: Thelazia callipaeda (thelaziosis nematode)
Lineage: Eukaryota; Metazoa; Nematoda; Chromadorea; Rhabditida; Thelaziidae
Source: the annotation of a GenBank genome assembly